AUGGCGUCCACGGCUGCGGCGGCGCUCGCGGUCACGGACGAGCUGGCCCUGCCGCUCCGCGCGGUGGGGGACCUGGCGGCGGCCGCCGGGGUCUCGCGGGAGGAGGUCGUCGUCAUCACGCAGUGCGCCUCGCUCGGUGGGAAGUUGCCUUUUGAUGAUGCAUCGGUGGGUGCUGUUCUAUCUGUCAUAAAAAAUGUGGAGAGCUUUGGGGAUAAGUUGGUUGCUGAAAUUAGCCGAGUGCUGAAAGCUGGUGGAAUUGUGCUGGUACAGAGCUUCACACCCUCUGCUGAUCAGAAGCCAAACAAUUAUAUCGAGCGCCAGCUACUCAUGGGUGGUUUUGUUGAAGUGCAAGCUUCUGCCACAAGCUCGCAGGAUAGUGUGCAAUCUGUUACUAUCAAGGCAAAGAAGCCCUCCUGGAGUAUGGGUUCUUCCUUCCCCCUGAAGAAAGCAGUAAAGGCUCUUCCAAAGAUUGAAAUUGACGAUGAUGAUGAACUGAUUGACGAAGACAGCCUCUUGACUGAGGAGGACUUGAAGAAGCCACAGCUUCCAGUUGUAGGAGAUUGUGAGGUGGGAGCUACAAAGAAGGCGUGCAAGAACUGCAGUUGUGGCAGGGCCGAGGCUGAGCAGAAGGUGGAGAAGCUGGGGCUCACUGCAGAACAGAUUGAUAACCCUGUCUCAGCUUGUGGCAGUUGUGGGUUGGGCGAUGCGUUCCGAUGCAGCACCUGCCCAUACAGAGGCCUGGCGCCGUUCAAGUUGGGCGAGAAGGUUACCUUGUCUGACAACUUCCUCUCAGCCGACAUAUGA
Molecule: messenger RNA, 804 nt
Organism: Triticum turgidum subsp. durum (durum wheat)
Lineage: Eukaryota; Viridiplantae; Streptophyta; Magnoliopsida; Poales; Poaceae
Source: the annotation of a GenBank genome assembly